Molecule: messenger RNA, 3136 nt
Organism: Musa acuminata subsp. malaccensis (wild Malaysian banana)
Lineage: Eukaryota; Viridiplantae; Streptophyta; Magnoliopsida; Zingiberales; Musaceae
Product: auxin response factor 18
Biological process (GO): response to hormone; regulation of DNA-templated transcription
Cellular component (GO): nucleus
Molecular function (GO): protein binding; DNA binding
Source: RefSeq, a predicted model, not a curated record
UCUGGGGUUCUAUUUUUUACGGGCGGAGAGGGCUCUUUACAUUAAGAUCUGAGGAGAGAGUGGUACCAGUGCGGCGAUCCCUUUCUCUCUCUUCCCUUUUGAUUAGCAACGGAUUCGGGGGCGAUGCCCUCUGAAUUCUCGCUGGAAUCGGGUGGAUCUUAGUCGGGAGAGGACGAAGAAGGAGAAAUAUUCCGCCUUUUGCAGUGUUGUCUGCUGAAUCUGGAGUUAGAAUAGAUGAUACCUGCGGUCUUUGGUGGUGGAUUUGUGUCCGUCUCGGGCCGUUGGAGUCAUGGGUGAAGAAAUGGUGCUAUUUUGUUUCGAAAGUUGAGAUUUUUCGGUUUAAGAUAGGGAUUUCGGUAGUCAUGGACUGGGUUUUGUAGGGUUCGGGAGUGUAGUAUCGAGGCGUUUAGUUGAGUUGUGGGGUGUUUGUUUCCUGUUUGUGCCUUAGGUGUCGUGGAGAAGGGAGGGAGUGGUGUUCGGUGGAGGUGACUCGGAUUUCAGAUUGUUGGGCUAUUCUGAAGGGAAGUACGAGGACAAGUGGAGUCGAUCGGUUCUCCACUUUAAUCUGAUUUUUCUGCUCUCCAAGCAGUUCUGCGCACCGAAAGGAGAUCGCGAAAAGGGUGGGAGUCUUUUGAAUCUAUACAUCGGUUGGCUAAAAGCAUUCUUUUGAAACUAGCUAGAAUUGCUCUUGCCCAUGCUCACAUUUAGCAAAUCGAUGAAAGAAUCAUCAAUGAAGCAAAGUGACAAGUGCCUGGACUCCCAGCUGUGGCAUGCCUGCGCCGGCGGAAUGGUUCAGAUGCCGGCAGUGAACUCCAAGGUCUACUACUUCCCACAGGGUCACACGGAGCAUGCCCAAGGGCUUGUGGAUUUUGCGACAUCCCAGCGAAUCCCACCUCUGAUCCUUUGCUGUGUAACUGCUGUGAAAUUUAUGGCUGAUCUGGAGACUGACGAGGUGUUUGCAAAAAUCAGCCUGGUUCCACUGAGACCCAACGAGCCAGACUUUGGAGAAGAUGAUGGACUGGGUCUCAGUAUAAAUGGAGUUGAUGUACAAGAAAAGCCGGCAUCUUUUGCCAAGACUUUGACACAAUCGGAUGCCAAUAAUGGUGGGGGCUUCUCUGUCCCACGUUACUGUGCUGAGACCAUCUUCCCGAGGUUGGACUACUCGGCUGACCCUCCUGUGCAGACCGUGCUUGCAAAGGAUGUGCAUGGUGAGAUUUGGAAGUUUAGGCACAUAUACAGGGGGACACCUCGUCGGCAUUUGCUGACAACUGGGUGGAGCACUUUUGUUAACCAGAAGAAGCUUGUGGCAGGCGAUUCAAUUGUGUUCUUGAGAACAGAGAAUGGGGAUCUCUGUGUGGGAAUCCGACGGGCUAAACGAGGUGGGAUUGGUGGGGGUCCAGAUAUCCCAUCAGGAUGGAACCCACCGGGUGGGAAUUGUGCAUCUAGCUAUGGGGGCUUCUCUGUCUUCCUAAGGGAGGAAGAAAAUAAAUUGAUGAGGGGAAAUGGCAAUGGUGGUGGUGCUGGUGGGGCUAUGAGGAUUAGUGGAAGAGUAAGGGCAGAUUCUGUCAUCGAGGCAGCAACACUUGCAGCUAAUGGGCAACCUUUUGAGGUUGUGUAUUAUCCUAGAGCAAGUACACCAGAGUUCUGUGUGAAGGCUGCAUCAGUAAAAGCUGCAAUGAGGAUCCAAUGGUGUCCAGGGAUGAGAUUUAAGAUGGCUUUUGAAACUGAGGAUUCCUCGCGGAUUAGUUGGUUCAUGGGGACGAUAUCUUCUGUUCAGAUUGCAGAUCCUGUACGGUGGCCUAAUUCGCCUUGGAGACUUCUGCAGGUCACAUGGGAUGAACCAGAUCUGUUACAAAAUGUGAACCGUGUGAACCCAUGGCUAGUUGAACUGGUCUCAAACAUGCCAGCUAUCCAUCUUGCUCCCUUCUCUCCGCCGAGGAAAAAGCUCCGCAUCCCUCAACACCCUGAUUUUCCCCUUGAAGGCCAACUUUCAACACCAAUGUUCCCCGGAAAUCCCCUUGGUCACUGCACCAGUCCUCUAUUCUGUUUCCCAGACAGUACUCCUGCAGGCAUACAGGGAGCCAGGCAUUCUCAAUUUGGUAUAUCUUUAUCAGAUCUCCACCAUAACAAACUGCAGUCAGGUCUGUUCCAUGCUGGCUUUCACCGCCUUAAUCACACAUCUUCACUCUCAAGAAUAUCAGCAGGUGUAGCCGUUGAUAGUCCUGCCAUUGAUAAAAACAUUUCUUGUUUGUUAACAAUUGGCAAUACUUCCCAAAGCAUAAAGAAUCCCUGCAAUGCAAAGCCACAACAAUUAAUGCUUUUUGGGAAGCCAAUACUAACCGAGGAGCAAAUUUCUCUGAGCAACUCUGGGGAUAUGGUCUCCCCUGGAGCCACUGGAUACAGUUCUCCUGAUGGGAAUCUAGAGAAGACAACCAAAUUUCCAGAAGCAUCUGGUUCUGCAACUAACAAAAAUGUGGCUGUGGAUAAUUCAUCUUGUAACAGAUUUGAGUGGUACGGGGAUCACCAUUCAUCAGACCUUGGUCUGGAGACUGGACAUUGCAAGGUUUUUAUGGAAUCAGAUGAUGUUGGCCGCACCCUUGAUCUCUCUGUGUUUGGUUCUUAUGAAGAACUAUACAGAAGGCUAGCCGACAUGUUUGGGAUUGAGAAAUCUGAGAUGAUGAGCCAUGUGAUUUAUAAGGAUGCGGCUGGUGCAGUUAAACUCACUGGAGAUGAACCUUUCAGUGACUUUAUGAAAACGGCACGGAGGCUGACAAUAUUAACAGAUUCGGGCAGUGAUAACAUAGGAAGAUCGAUGCUACCAGGAUCGUUCAGCACAAACCUACAGUGCUGCAGUUGAUUCACAAAGCCGUGGGGAGCUGCAUGGACUUUGUUUAGUUGUCUGGAGUUGGAAGAAAUACAAAUCGAGUAGAGAAUGUAUUCAACAAACCCUUAAUGCUGGUUGUUGCUUCUUCAUUUUGUCUCCUUGUUUGCCAAGUGAUAGACGGUCUGUUUCGAGCUUUUCUUUGCGUUUGUGAACCUGUAAUAGCUAAGUAGCGCACUCUUCGAACUGUGUUUUUCAAGCAAGAUUAGCAUGUUUGCUUUGAAGGACGUAGAUGCAAAUUGUCCUUAUCAAUAA